Messenger RNA from Microtus ochrogaster (prairie vole), 3188 nucleotides. It is a transcript of the gene Atg13, whose product is annotated as autophagy related 13. NCBI's taxonomy places the organism in Eukaryota, Metazoa, Chordata, Mammalia, Rodentia, Cricetidae. Gene Ontology annotation, biological process: protein localization to phagophore assembly site; piecemeal microautophagy of the nucleus; mitophagy. The transcript has 14 exons. Bases 1 to 1701 code for a protein of 566 amino acids. Gene Ontology annotation, cellular component: phagophore assembly site; cytosol; Atg1/ULK1 kinase complex. The record is from RefSeq and is a predicted model, not a curated record.
AUGGCGAGUGGCUGGUGCCUAUUGGGCAGUGUCAGAAACAGCAGUGGCAUCAUCUUCGACCGGAUCAGCAGUAUCAGCAUCCUGAAGAGCGGCUGGGUCGUUGUCAUGAUGGACUUCAACAGUUCUGUUAUUUUUGAUUGUGUGUUUUGUUUUCAGACUGUCCAAGUAAUUGUCCAGGCUCGACUUGGUGAAAAGAUUUGCACCCGUUCAUCUUCUUCCCCAACGGGUUCUGAUUGGGUAAAUUCCUAUUCUUUGCUAAUGGCUGUGUAUACUGUGGUGUCUGUCAAAAGGAAUGAAUAUAAAAUGUUCUACUGCUGUAUAAGGCAUACUGCCGGAGACUCCAUGGAGUUGGAAAUUUGGUGUCUUGAAAUGAAUGAAAAGUGUGACAAAGAAAUCAAAGUUUCCUAUACUGUAUACAACAGACUGUCACUGCUGCUGAAGUCUCUUCUUGCUAUAACAAGGGUGACACCAGCCUACAGACUCUCGAGAAAACAAGGGCAUGAAUAUGUAAUAUUGUACAGGAUUUAUUUUGGGGAAGUUCAACUGAAUGGUUUAGGAGAAGGUAUGUAUGUAUUCAGGCCAGAAACAUUUGUAGUGUUAAGAGCUAAUUUCAAAGAUGAGCCCAGCUGCUACUUGGAUAUAAACUUCUUGACAUAUAUCCCGGCUUUUCCUAAGCCCUGUUGGUGUACUUUCUUAAGUUGGCUACCGUCAUCAUCAAUUCACUGUUCUCUCCUCCUCCACUCUAGAACUGGUGAGGAUGCUGGAGUCACAUACCCGUCAGUGGAAGACUCUCAGGAAGUCUGUACCACCUCUUUUUCCACCUCCCCUCCCUCCCAGUGUGUGUUUACUGUCACAAAGGCACAUUCUCAGACCCCUCCUCCUGUGCUGACGGACACUCUGAGGGUCCCCGUGGCAGGACUGGCCUUUUCCCAUCAACUCUCAAGCUCUCGCCUUUCCUAUCAGCCUACUGUCCUGGGCCUUGGAUCGGCUGACCUGGCUUAUCCAGUAGUGUUUACUGCUGGCUUAAACACUACAUACGCUCACCAGCUGAUGGUUCCUGGAAAGGAAGGUGGGGUACCUCUUGCUCCCAGCCAGCCUGCUCAUGGCACCCAGGCUGAUCAGGAGAGACCGGUGACUCACACACCUUCUGAGGGAACCCACUGUGCUGCCACGCCAUCUAGCAGUGAGGACACUGAGACUGUAUCUAACAGCAGUGAGGGACGGGCCUCACCCCACGAUGUCUUGGAGACUGUCUUUGUCCGAAAAGUGGGAGCAUUUGUCAACAAACCCAUCAACCAGGUGGCCCUGACAAGUUUGGACAUACCCUUUGCCAUGUUUGCUCCCAAGAAUUUGGAGCUGGAGGAUGCUGAUCCUAUGGUGAAUCCCCCGGACUCCCCAGAGACCACGUCUCCUCUCCACGGCAGCCUGCACUCUGAUGGCUCCAGCGGGGGCAGCAGUGGCAAUCCACAUGACGACUUUGUUGUGCUUGACUUUAAACCUGCUUUUUCUAAAGAUGACAUUCUUCCGAUGGACUUGGGGACCUUUUACCGUGAAUUUCAGAAUCCCCCUCAGCUGAGCAGCCUCUCCAUAGAUAUUGGAGCCCAGUCUAUGGCGGAAGACUUGGAUUCUUUACCAGAGAAACUGGCUGUGCAUGAGAAGAAUGUCCGAGAAUUUGAUGCCUUUGUUGAAACCCUGCAGUAAAAGUGUCCCGAGUAUCCGCAGCAUCCCCCUUCCUGUGGACCCAGCAAAGAGCCUCCUCAUCCUCAGCAGCUCCCUGAAAGCAGGGUGGUUCCCUAUGGGAUGUAGAAGCUCCCGCUCUUGGACCUCCUGGAGACUCAUGGCAGCAAUCAGACCCAGUGCCAGACUUUGGGAGGACUCUGGCUAUACCAGAAGAGCUCAGCAGGAACCAUCCUCAGCUGCCUCACAGAGGGUGUCACCCUUUCCUGCUGCCAGCCCUGGCCUGGUCUACUCUGCAGCUCCCCUGCCUACUUGUCCUUCCAUCAGCCACUUGACAUUCCAGCUGGUGGCGGGAACACUGGGCAAGACCAAGUGGGGCAAAGGAGGGCUCUGUGUCACCAGUAGUUACUGGGCCACCCCACUCUCCCUUCCUUUCCCUCCAUCUUUCCUCAUGACAGUCACAGCAAAGCUCUUUCCUUCUCACCCUCCCUCAAUUGCUGCUGCUUGGAUAUAGGACAUGGUAAAUAUUUAUUACUUUCAGAGAAACCAGAUAUUUUAUAGAAAAAUAUGUUUGGGUUAGCAGUGUCACUGGGGAAGGAGUGGAGGCCUCCUGAGAAGAUUCCUCAGAACCUGCUGUUGAUCUAAAGAAAGAUGAGGGAUGGGGCUGCAGAGAAACCCCUCAAGCUGUGUGGAGCUGCAUUCCUUUGCACACGGUGCACCUACUGAGCAUCUUUCUGACAGAGCAUCUGCACAGUGACUGGCUCUAUUCUAGGCCCCAGGAAACCUCGGGUGUGUUUAAUGUGAUGACUCACUCGAGACACAUGGUGCCCCAGGGAGCAGUGUGUGUCCUGCUGCACAAGUCCCCGAGACUAGAGCAGGAGUGGGGAGCUAUUCCUCCCUCCAAUUCCAGAGUCUGUAUAUGGCCCUGGGUUUACAAGCUGGAUUGGUUCCUUUUUGAGCUUAUGGUUGACUUAAACUUCCAGGUAUUGUUGCUUAAGUCAAGUGCCUCUGCCAGCCUGCCUGCUCCUCUGAUCCCUGUAGUCGCUGGCAGCAGCUGUUACUCAUUGGAGCAGGUGGCUCACAACUGCUUAUUAGUAAUCUGCAUGUAAUACUGGAGACUUUGACCUGUGCAUGCUUCUGCUGCCACAGAGAAAUGUGCCCAGCCGUGGUGGCCAGAUGGCACUGCAGCCUUUGGAUCAGGCACAUUCAUGGCCUACUGAACCCGAUUUGCCCCCACAGCCAGCACCGAGUAGGGGUGAGGGCAUGGGUCUUGGCAGCUCAGCCAGUGGCCUUUGUGUCUCAGACCUAUCAGGGUAGAGGCCAGGGAAGCUGAGCAGAGCAUCCUUCAAGGUUGCCUGUGCUCUUCAGCCCUGCACAAAGGGAACCAACUCCUGCAGCCACGCUUAGGCUGGGACCAGGUGGCUAUGAGGCCCCUUCUCCAGUGCUUUGUUGGGAAAUGAGAGCUACACUUGGAAAUAUAAUCAAGAGGUUUCCAAUAAAAGUUUUCUGUA